AUGGAUGAAAAGACGAAUUGGGCGACUCAUGUCCUGGCAGUGUUUCUGUUUCUCCUCACAGCUCUCAGCUCUCCGGUGUCGAUGAUUCGACAAGUUGUCAGUGUAAUCUCUGCUUUCUCGUCGUCGAGACGCAGUAGCCAGAUCAAAAUAGAGGGGGAGGAGAAAGAUCUGACCUUGUUCAAACCUGCGGUGGUUAAUAAGGUGGAUGAGUUGCCGUUAGAUUUGCUGGUGGAGAUCCUGGUUCGGCUCCCCGCUAGAGAUCUGUUACAGCUCAAGUCCGUCUGCAGAAGCUGGGAUGCCGCAAUUUCAAGCCCCUUCCUGGUUUCCAUGCACCUCAGAAACUACACCAACGGCCCGGCUGGCUCUGCUUCUCAGACCCUGAUGGCGUGCGAGCGUCCAAACUUUGAUGUAAGAUAUGAUGGCUGCACACCGGUUAGGCUAUUCUCUCCUCUUUGUCACGGUGAUCAUGUAUCACCACAAGUUCAGUACCUGAAGUUUGAUACGCUUAUAAUCGCCGGACCCUGCAACGGCAUAUUUCUGAUGGGCGAUGGCAAGUCGGAAGUGCGUAUAUGGAACCCAGCAACCGGCAAAUCUAGGGAAAUCACGAUGCCACCGGUCAGGAAAAGCACUGCCGCAACACACUAUUUCGACAGCUACGGGUUCGGGCUAGAUCCAGUGGCUAAGGAUUUCAAGAUAGUUAUGAUUAGGCACUUCUGGAAUGAUGAUACAGCCGUUAGCCCCUGGUGCGUUCUUGUAGCCAGCUCCUCUCCCAAAUUCCCUUCACAAGUGGUGGUGUACACACCUGGCACUGAUACUUGGAGGGAGCUAGAAGAGUUGCGGCUUGAAGUUGAUAUAUUCGACUCCGUCCGAUCUUACAAUUACUUGAAUGGGUUCUUUUUCUGGGCAUGCUUAUCUCCUCUUGCAGCACUGGCGUUCGACCUCGAGAACGAGGUUUUCCGUGUGGUUGACGAUCCGGUGCCCAACCUAUAUGAUUGCAUUUAUGAUGAGGCUGGUAUGAAACAGCUUCUUGUGUACAAGGAUGCGCUUGCUUUGUUUCUUUUCCAGGAGAGUAGCGGUGGUUGUGACCUGUGGUUAUUAAGUGAAGAAUGGUGUUGGGUCAAGCACCAGACUGUUGCUCCCUUUAUUCCACCUUCUGUGAUGCUGCCGGCGCCGGCGGAGGUUGCUGCUGGUGAGGAUUGGAUGCCAGGUAAUUACCCUUAUAUGUCUGUGGUUGGGUGGUGGAGGGACGACGAGCUUAUUCUUGUUAGGGGUUAUGGCACAUCUGAAACCCAUGAGUUGGUGUUGUUCGACCCUGCUACUCAGGCCACUAAAGUUGUGGCAGAUGGUGUUCGUGGAGCUCGCAGGGUUUAUGUUAACAAAGAAAGCUUGGUCACUGUGGGGUGAAAUCAUGAGGUUGGGCAGUGGGACAUGACUUAUAUUCAGGUUUUUGUUGCCCACCGGGAAUGAAUUAUGAGCUAUUCUCAGUAUGGUUUAGGUCUAUUUUACUCUUUCACACUGUUGAUAGAUCUCAUGGUUCGAUUUAAAGAUGCGGUCGAUACAUAGAUACUAGCUAGAUGAAUUCAUAAGAGCAAAUACGCCCGAUUCGAACUUUUAGGUUCAUUGACGGCCGUUAAAAUUUGUAUUUUUGUGAAUUAUAGGUUGUGAAAACUAAACCUGAGAGCAC
Molecule: messenger RNA, 1684 nt
Organism: Linum tenue
Lineage: Eukaryota; Viridiplantae; Streptophyta; Magnoliopsida; Malpighiales; Linaceae
Source: the annotation of a GenBank genome assembly